AACUUGACUCGCUUAGAGGCACAAAUUGCUUUAACUCUAUGUCAGUUGGAAAGAAUCUUUCCCUUAGCAUUUUUCGAUAUUUUGAUCCACUUGACUGUCCAUUUGGCGUCUGAGGCCAAGUUAGGUGGUCCGGUACAAGCAAGAUGGAUGUAUCCAGUUGAGAGGUUUUUGUCUACAUUAAAAUCAUAUGUUGGUAACAAAGCACAACCGGAAGGUUCAAUUGCUAAGUGAUUGCCCUAUAUAAUAUUUUAAUUGUUGAAUUUUGCAUUGUGGAAUUGCCCC
Linum tenue is the source of this 282-nucleotide messenger RNA. Lineage: Eukaryota; Viridiplantae; Streptophyta; Magnoliopsida; Malpighiales; Linaceae. The record is from the annotation of a GenBank genome assembly.